Manduca sexta (tobacco hornworm) is the source of this 2909-nucleotide messenger RNA. RefSeq names its product E3 ubiquitin-protein ligase RNF8. The coding region runs from base 762 to 2837 and encodes 691 amino acids. Gene Ontology annotation, cellular component: nucleus; site of double-strand break. Gene Ontology annotation, molecular function: protein binding; single-stranded DNA binding; nucleosome binding. Gene Ontology annotation, biological process: protein monoubiquitination; DNA damage tolerance; double-strand break repair. Lineage: Eukaryota; Metazoa; Arthropoda; Insecta; Lepidoptera; Sphingidae. The transcript is spliced from 12 exons. The record is from RefSeq and is a predicted model, not a curated record.
AGUGUCAGGUGGUUUUCUGUGGUUUUCAUUUUGGAUUAAUUCAUAACAGUUGAUUUUUGAGAAAAACACAAAAACCAUUCACGUUUUGUAACAUAACAUCCCUAUUACUUAUAAUAGUAGGUAUUCGGCGAAAACAUCGAAAAAGAAAACAAAUUAAAACUCGCUGGAAAACUGGGAUAAAGAUUUUUCAUGUACCAAAUACAAAUAACAUAUGCAUGUAACAAGGUAGCAGCACAGUUUACAAACAAAAAUAGCAGUUGUUGGGCCUAAAAAAUAUGGUCGCGGGAACUAAAAUUAAAACAGAUUUUUCAUGUUACAAUUAUAAGUAUAUAAGUAGCUACAGUUUAUACGUCUCAUUCUGAGGUCUCAGUAACCUGGCUAGUCUAUGAACCUGGCAGCACUGAACACUGAUCCGUCGUUUGUGUCUACUGUCUUGUAUUCUAGUUUAUUGGUCUCUGUCUUGUAUUAUCCUUGUGUAGAAACAUAGUGAUUAUAAAAUACUCUUUAGUGUUGUUAUUAUGUUCCUGUUUAUGCUAACAACAGAGAAAUAUGUUUUCCAAUAAUUAGAAUGAAGUUAAAUCAAAUCCUCUAAUACUGUAAGCUAACAGAUUUUAAAGCGUAAUAAAGCCAGUUAUAUUUUGAUGUGAUACAAAGCGAAACUUUCCAUAUAUAUUAUAAUUCUCUUUGAGCUAAACUGUGUAACAUAUUGACACGAUGGAACUUAUUCUAAACUAUAAAUCGUAAAUUAAAUUAAAGUCAAAAUGAAUGAUAACUCACCAUUUAUGACCACAUGCCAACCGCUAAAAGAAGAAUUCAUUAAUUUAAAUAAAGUUAUUGUUACAUCCGAGGAAUUUACAUUAGGAAGAGGAAAACAAAAUUCUGCUGUAAUACCAUUCCUAUCAAUAUCAAGAAACCAUUGUAAGUUUAAAAAGAAUAAAUCACUGGAAUGGAUUCUUGAAGAUUAUAGUACAUUUGGGAUUGAAGUUAAUGGCAUCAAAAUUGGGAAAGGAUCAAAAAGAAAUUUGUGUGAUGGAGAUGUUAUUAAGUUGGAACCAACUGGAGAAUUUGUGUAUAAAUUUGUUAUACCUCCCAAAAGUGAUGAAUAUGAAAUACCAAGAAAACGGAUAAAAGUUGAGCAUGACACAGGAAAUAAUGAUAUCAUAAACAAUGUUAAAGUCAAGUUUGAAAUGUCACAAAACUAUGAGAGAUCACAUAUUGAAAAAAAAAUCGAAAGUGCAAAACAAAUGGUUAAUACUACAAUGAUGUUAAAGCAACAACUGCAAUCAGAUAUGAAUAAAAAAUUACAACAACUUGAGACUGACUAUGCUUUACAAAUAGAAAACUUGAAAGGAGAGAAAAAUGAAGUGGAGCAACAAACUGCUAGGUUAAUCAAGGAAAGAGAUGCCCAGCUCACACUAGUCCAACAGGAAAUGGGAGGAAAAAUUGUUGAACUCAUGGAGCAAAUUAAAAAACACAAUGAAAAUGAAAAACAACUAUUACAAGAAAACAAUUUAUUAAAAGAAAAGUUGGAAAAAGAAAGAGAAGUAUUUUUGGGAGAAUUGUUAAGAGAGAGUUCUUCUAAGCAAGAUAUGUUGGAUCAAUUAGAAAAAAAGAUGAAAGAACAGGAAGAAAUAAUGAAAAAAGAAAAGGAAGAACUAGAAAAUAUGCAUAAAAAGGAGAAUGAACAGUUAAGAUUAGCAAAGGAAAAGGAACUAAAAGAUCUGGAAGAACAAAAGAAACGGAGGGAAGCUGAAUUGAAAGAGCAACUUGAGAUUAUUAAGAAGAAUCUAGAAAAACAAGUUGAACAAACCGAGGAGCAAAGAAUAAAAGCAGAGCAAGAACUCAAUGAAAGACUAAAAGAGAUGCAACAACUUAGCAAUAUUGAAAAGGUUAAGGUGGAACAGUUGGAACAAGAAAGAGAAGAACUUAAAAGAAAAUUUGGUGAAGCACAGACCACAGCCGAAAAAUCUCUUGAAGAAUUAAAGGAACAUGUCAGAAACAGAGAAAUUGAACUCGCGGCUUUAGCUGCCGAUAGAAUCCAACAACAGGCAGUACAAUCAAGUGAAGUGAUUCAAAACCUACAACAACAGCUUGAAAGGGUUCAAAAUAGACUGCAGAUUGUAGAAGCUGAAAAGAGCACAAUUUUGGAAAAAAGCUGCCUGCUGGACCCCAUAGAAGGCACAUCCUCAAAACAAUCCACUUUGACCGAAUUUGGUGAACUCAUGGAGAGUGAGUUACAGUGCAGUAUCUGUGCUGAACUCUUUGUUGAAGCAGUGACAUUAAAUUGCUCGCACACAUUUUGUAAAUAUUGCAUCAGUAGAUGGAAAAGUAAAAAAAAAGAUUGCCCUAUCUGCAGAUCACCUAUAUUAACAGAAUGCCGAAGCUUAGUACUAGACUCAUUUAUUGAUAAAAUGGUACAAAACCUUUCUGAAGAAAUGAAAACGAAAAGGGAAGAUAUGCUCAAUGCUAGAAAAGAAUUGGCCCAGCGGUGCAGCGCUGUGAACAAUCGCUCAGGUGGAAGCUAUGAAUACUCCGACAGUGAAUUCCACACCAGCGAGGAGGAGGAGGAGGAGGGGCAGGACUUAUACGAGGACUCCGACAUCUCGAUCCAGAGCGGAGAUUCAUCCUUCUUCUAUAUCAACGAUCGACUUGACCUGGCUUCCGAUGCAGACCACACCAUUGAACUCAGUGACAGUGGAGACGAUGCAGAUUCCGACGGUACAGGUACAAACAGGAGGCGUGUCGCGGGUCUCCCGGGCGCCUACUACGGCGGUUACGGCAGGUGCUUCAGAUGCGGCGCAAGAGGACACUGGGCACCUGGAUGCCCACUUAGAUAACUUACCCGUAAUUUUUAUCUAAUUUACGCUAACAUGUAGAUAAUUUGAUUAAAAGAUCAGGAAAGUACAGAA